AUGUUCGGACACGCUUUCUACCAGUUCAUCUUCACCGCCGCCGUGCUCGCUCUCGUGUCGGCUCUGCCAGCAGAGGACCUUGAAGCGCGCGCGAGCUGUGUUGUUGACUCCGUCUCUGCUGCUUCCUCGAUAUCCAGCUGUUCGGCGGUCACUAUCAACGCGUUCACGGUCCCGAGUGGAAGCACCUUGACGCUCUCCCCCAAGGCCGGCGCGACUGUCACUAUGGCUGGCGAUAUUACGUUCGCCAAGACCUCGAGCUCCGGUCCUUUGUUCACCAUCGACGGAGACAACGGAAACGGCGCCUCAUACUGGGAUGGUCAAGGAACGAACGGCGGUGUUACCAAGCCUCACCCGUUCUUGAAGUUCAAGGGCUCCGGUACCUACUCUUCGUUCACGGUCUUGAACAGCCCUGCGCAAGCCAUCUCUAUCGGUAACAGCGACGGUCUCACCUUCGACAGCAUCACCGUCGACAACAGCGCUGGUGAUACCAGCAGCCUGGGCCACAAUACCGACGGCUUUGAUGUCUCUGCCGACGAUGUCACAAUCAAAAACUCUGUCGUCAAGAACCAGGAUGACUGUAUCGCCAUCAACUCCGGCUCCAACAUCGUUUUCCAAAACAACCAGUGCUCUGGCGGUCAUGGUAUUUCCGUUGGUUCAAUUUCCACAGGCAAAACGGUAACCGGCGUGACUGUCUCUGGAAACACUGUGACGAACUCUAUGUAUGGGCUCAGGAUCAAGGUCAAAGCAGAUGCCACAAGCGCCUCAGUGUCGGGAGUCACGUACUCUGGUAACACUAUCAGCGGUAUCACCAAAUACGGCGUCUUGAUCUCGCAGUCGUAUCCCGACGAUGCUGGUACUCCCGGAACUGGUGGUCCCAUUUCGGGCGUGAGCUUCACUGGCAGUGCUACUACAGUCAAGGUUGGAGACAAGGCGAAGCGACUCACCGUUGACUGCGGCAACUGCUCAGGGAAAUGGGAUUUCUCCAAGCUUACAGUUACUGGUGGCUCAGCCGGAACGAUCGCUAGUAAUUCGGCUACCAUCUCUGGUGGAUCGUACUAGGCCGAGCUUGGAUUCAAGUGAGGUACAGAAACAACAGUUCUAUAUCCUAUUACAGCAUUCUUCUAGGUAUAAUUUAGUAAUAAAAAUAUACGUUACCGGAGUGGUCAUCUUUUUGUAAGGUCCUUCAUAUGAGGUAGCUGAGAGACUCAAGGAGGAUUGAAGGAAGAAAUGAAGAUAAUGGCCUAAUUUUACUGUUCUGUUACGUGUCGUUCGCACCUCUCUGUCUAUGUACAUUUCAUUACACUUGAUUGCAUCUUCCUCCAGAGUUUCCAAGCCACAGUGACUAGUGGAUGCAUAUAUCCAAGCGAUAAGAUCGUCACGUCGAGAACUCUAUCAUUUCCAAUAUGAUCGUCAGCGAAAAUGAGGUCAAAAACUCAGCUCGCUAUACAAACGUAACGUGGUUUGGACCGCAGUUCUGCUUCUGCACUAGCUGGAGGCAGCUGACGGUAAACGAUGCUCAAUUCAUGGGAAUUUUGUGUACAGUU
Messenger RNA from Desarmillaria tabescens, 1544 nucleotides. Its product is annotated as glycoside hydrolase family 28 protein. NCBI's taxonomy places the organism in Eukaryota, Fungi, Basidiomycota, Agaricomycetes, Agaricales, Physalacriaceae. Gene Ontology annotation, cellular component: extracellular region. The coding region runs from base 1 to 1059 and encodes 352 amino acids. The record is from RefSeq and is a predicted model, not a curated record. Gene Ontology annotation, biological process: pectin catabolic process. The transcript has 16 exons. Gene Ontology annotation, molecular function: polygalacturonase activity.